Molecule: messenger RNA, 2587 nt
Organism: Rhododendron vialii
Lineage: Eukaryota; Viridiplantae; Streptophyta; Magnoliopsida; Ericales; Ericaceae
Product: mitogen-activated protein kinase 20-like
Exons: 10
Coding region: 560-2416 (618 amino acids)
Biological process (GO): intracellular signal transduction; protein phosphorylation
Cellular component (GO): nucleus; cytoplasm
Molecular function (GO): MAP kinase activity; ATP binding
Source: RefSeq, a predicted model, not a curated record
GUUAAUUGCCGUAUGCUUCUCUCUCUCUCUCUCUUUUUUUGGUGAAAUCUCUCUCUCUCUCUCUCUCUCUCUCUCUCUCUCUAUUCCUUUCUCCUUCUUUACUCCCUCUCCCCUGUCGGUGUGCAGAUCCCCACACUUCCUCUAGAUCUAAGACACCAGACGCCUAUAUAAUAUAUACGCGUACAUAUAUCGAUGGUUGAGAUGGAGUAUUAUUAGUUACGAUCUGGGUAAAUAGUUGCUGUGCGAAAGCCGAGUCUGAACAACCGACUUAAAAAAGUCUAUGAUUGCUGGUGGUGGGGGCGGGUGCUGCGGCGUCGUUUCGGAGGGUGGGGAGGAGUGCAUGAAGGUUGACUGUGUUGGCUUUCUCCUUGUUUUUGAGAAUUCGAAGAGGCGAGUGAGGUGGGACUGCUCGUUUGUUAUCCGAAGCCGCGGCCGGUGGGGCAAAUGCGGCUGAUUCGAGUUUCCGAUUUCUGUUAGCAAUUACCUUGGUUCGAUUCGGGGUUUUCAGUUUCUGUUUUUGCGAUUUGGGUUUUGAGGAGAAACUGUUUGAUUAGUAGCAAUGCAGCAAGAUCACCGAAAGAAGAAUUCGAGUGAGAUGGACUUCUUCUCUGAAUAUGGUGAUGCCAAUAGGUAUCAAAUUCAGGAGGUUAUAGGGAAAGGCAGCUAUGGGGUUGUUUGUUCAGCCAUUGACACCCAUACUGGUGAAAAAGUGGCAAUUAAGAAAAUACGUGACAUUUUCGAACACAUUUCAGAUGCUGCCCGAAUUCUUCGUGAAAUAAAGUUGCUUAGACUUCUGCGGCAUCCAGAUAUUGUUGAAAUUAAACACAUUAUGCUUCCACCUUCAAGAAGAGACUUCAAGGAUAUUUAUGUUGUUUUUGAGCUGAUGGAAUCAGAUCUUCACCAAGUUAUUAAGGCCAAUGAUGACCUGACUCGGGAGCAUUAUCAGUUCUUCCUUUACCAGUUGCUACGAGCUUUGAAGUAUAUUCAUACAGCAAAUGUCUAUCAUCGAGAUUUAAAACCGAAGAACAUACUGGCAAAUGCCAACUGCAAGCUCAAAAUAUGUGAUUUUGGGUUGGCGAGAGUUGCAUUCAGUGAUACUCCUACUACAAUAUUGUGGACGGAUUAUGUUGCUACAAGAUGGUAUAGAGCUCCAGAAUUGUGUGGAUCAUUCUUCUCAAAGUAUACGCCUGCAAUUGAUAUAUGGAGUAUAGGCUGCAUUUUUGCAGAGGUUUUAACUGGGAAGCCACUAUUUCCUGGAAAAAAUGUUGUUCACCAGCUGGAUUUGAUGACUGAUCUUCUUGGCACACCUUCAAUGGACACUAUUUCACGGGUUCGAAAUGAAAAGGCCAGGAGAUACCUUACUAGCAUGAGGAAAAAGCAGCCUGUGCCUUUUGCACAGAAGUUUCCAAAUGUAGAUCCUUUAGCACUACGACUACUGGAGAGGUUGCUUGCUUUUGAUCCAAAGGAUAGGCCAAAUGCUGAAGAGGCAUUAUCUGAUCCGUACUUCAAAGGACUAGCCAAAGUGGAGAGGGAACCAUCUUGCCAGCCAAUUACAAAAAUGGAGUUUGAAUUUGAGAGGCGAAAGGUUACAAAGGAAGACUUACGUGAAUUAAUUUUUCGUGAGAUUCUUGAGUACCAUCCUCAGUUGCUCAAGGACUACAUGAAUGGAAUAGAAAGGACUAAUUUUCUUUAUCCAAGUGCUCUUGAUCAAUUCCGGAAGCAGUUUGCUCAUCUUGAGGAAAACGGUGGUAAAAACGGGCCAAUGAUUCCACCUGAUAGAAAGCAUGCAUCUCUCCCUAGGUCUACAAUUGUACAUGCAAAUACAGUCCCUCCAAAAGAACAAGCAAAUGCUCCUACCUUUAGAGAUAGGCCGGGAGACUCAUGCAGUAAUAGGAACUCCAAAGAUAUGGAUGGAGUUCCUGUAAAUCCAUCAAGGAGCUCACAGGCACAACAGAGGAUACCUUUGGCCAAACCAGGAAGAGUUGUGGGGCCGGUUGUAUCAUAUGAAAAUGGAAGUGUGACCAGAAAUGCAGGAGUCCUCCUUCCUCCACAGGCUAACCCUCCAGCAUACUGUUACCGCAGGAGCGUGUCCGGAAAGCUCGAAAGAUCCUCCACAGAGACGGAAAGAGAGAGGGACUUUUCUUCUUCUUCUUCGCAAGCAAAGCAAGUCCCUCAAUUUGGAAUGGCUGCUGCCAAAUUGGCCCCGGAUAUAGCCAUCAACAUAGACAACAACCCAUUCUAUAUGACUCGAGCUAUGGUGGAUUAUGGUGUUGACGACAGAGUUGCCAUUGACACGAAUUUGUUGCAGGCGAAAGCCCAGUACGGAGGAAUUGGUGCUGCUGCUGCUGCUGCUGCGAGUGCGGCUGCUCACCGUAAAGUAGGAACCGUUCAAUACGGUUUGUCGAGAAUGUAUUAGAACGACUGAAAAUGGGUGUUAUGGCCGAAGUGGAUGGUAACAGAAAGAGUGCCGCGCCGCAUUGGGUGGUUUUGUACAGAACGAGUUGAGUCCCCAUUUGAAGAGUCAAGCGUCUCCUUGUGGUCUUAGAGACUAGUUGUGUUAGUAAAAACAAGCAAGUUCAACUCUCUA